Molecule: messenger RNA, 2074 nt
Organism: Blastomyces dermatitidis ER-3
Lineage: Eukaryota; Fungi; Ascomycota; Eurotiomycetes; Onygenales; Ajellomycetaceae
Exons: 7
Coding region: 82-1629 (515 amino acids)
Biological process (GO): transmembrane transport
Molecular function (GO): transmembrane transporter activity
Source: RefSeq, a predicted model, not a curated record
UUUUCGUUGAGUUUCUUGAUUCUCCAGUGGUUUAUCCUUACAUGAGAAAGGAACAGGACAACCACUAUAGAGAAAGUUAAGAUGGCAUGGGGGGUGUUAGAUGACAAUAAGCUGGCAGACGUUCCAGGGACAUCUCUCUUGGGUAAAAGGAACACUGAGGAAUCUGACUCACAGAACCUAAAUCUGAAGACGAAGCGAGGUGUUGUUCUUGUGCCUCAACCAAGUGACAACAUUAAUGAGCCAUACAACUGGUCGGAUGUUAAGAAAAACCUCCUUAUGUGGACGUUGGCCCUGGCGUCUGGAGUUGCCGUCUCGGUUGGGCCUAUAGUUGCCCCUGGUUUUGUCGUCGCUUCUGAAAGAUAUAAAGUAUCACUGGAUCAAGUUUCGACAUUUCUAGUUGGCGUUCUGAUCCUGUCCACUGGAGGAGGUACCUUCUUCACCGCAGCGGCAGCAACCGUCUGGGGCAAACGUCCGGUAUUCAUUAUAUCAACGGGGGUAUUACUAGUAACGUGCAUAUGGGGUUACUUUGCGAAGUCCUUCCAAUCGCUGUGGAUCAUGCGAAUCGUUCAGGGCAUAUCAGCUGCCCCUUUAGAAACCUUGGUAACAUCCACUGUAUCUGAUAUAUUCUUUGUUCACGAACGAGGCGAGAAGCUCGCCAUCUGGAGUAUAGCGAUUGUCUCCGGUAUCAUACUUAGCCAAGUUGUGGCUGGAUAUAUUAUUCAGAAUCUCGGCUUGUUAACUCCCUUCGGCAUCGUAGCAUUAGUAUUAUGCAUACUUCUGCCCGCAAUAUUUUUCCUAGUUCCUGAAACUGCCGACUUACUGCAUAAACCUGGACAGGUUGACGAAAAGCUCAAUACUGCUCACGGCGGCAAAAACGCUUCCAAGAAACCAUAUAGCCAGGAAUUGAAAGUAUUUAAUGGCCGGAUAUCGAAUAAAAGUUUCUGGGUGCUAGCAGCGAAGCCACUAUCUUUGAUCAUGUUCCCAGCAGUCGUCUUCAGCACGUUCAUCCACGGCAGCUUCCUGACAUGGCUCGUGGUAUUCGCCAUUCUAUCCACAAAUAUAUUCUCAGGCCCUCAAUAUGGCCUCACACCCUCCCAAAUAGGCCUGACAAACCUCCCUCUGCUUGGCGUCGCUCUUAUCGGGACCCCGCUUGCCGGUGCCACUGCCGACUGGCUCGUGUGUUUCAUGGCACGGCGAAAUAAGGGUAUCUACGAACCCGAGUUCCGCCUUCUGCUAAUGAUUCCCGCGACGAUAUUCUCCACGGUAGGAUUUAUAGGGUAUGGGCUGAGCAUUGACCGAGGCGCCCCUCUAGCUGUCCCGCUUACUUUCAUGGCUCUGCACUCCCUAUCCAUCCCCUUCGCCACCUCGGCCAGUUUCACAUACGUGCUUGACUGCCAUCCGAAAGAUGCUAACCAGGCAUUUGUCACGAUCAAUUUUUCCAAGGCUGUGUUUAUUUUUAUUGCCAGCAUGUUUGUCAAUGGGUGGUACUCGGCUCAGGGACCAAGGGAGGUUUUCACUUGGAUUACUGUGCUUAAUUUUGCGUUUAGUGUGAUGACGAUCCCGAUGUAUGUCUAUGGGAAAAGGUUUAGGAGCAUUAUUGCCAGGAGUGCUAUUCUUAACAAGCUCUGAGCGAAAUGUUUACAAUUAGCACACAUUCGCCGAUUGCUGUGUGUUGAAUUGCCAGCAGAUACUGGAAGUAUCCGUGUUUCGGGUUUUAUGCCUACCCAAGCUUUGCUACAAUAGAUCUUGCUCCUUUGUUGUGAGACCAUUAUAUUCCUGAGUCUGGCAAUGUGUUCAUAAUCAGGAUCCGUGACAAAGUCUUAUAUUGAUGUGGUGAGCUUGGCUGAGGCCUGGUUAUUUCUUUGAAAAUAUUUCUUCUUCAGCCGAGGCUAAAUAAAUUCCUCGACUUGAGGUUACAAAUGUCCCUUAUAUAUAUAUACAUAGAUUGGGACACGUAUUGCAGCCGGGAAGAACUAUUUGGUACAUUUAAACUUGGGAUUCUUUUUGUUUAUUCGUUUCAUUCAAUCAUAAAAUCCGCAACUAGGAUCCGACUUCAACUGUCAUACAAAGCGCA